CAGUUACAAAGCUACUUCCAUUCUCUCACUGGGAAGAGGUCAACCUCUGCUGUUCUAGUAGGACAUUGUACUACAUCCCUCUGCAAGGAGCUGCUGCUUAGACCAAUCUGAACUUCUGCCAGCUUCCAGCAAUGGCAGGCCUGUGCCCCACAGACUGUGAGCUAACAACCCUGGAUGAGGAGAACUUGUGGGAGAUAAUGGAGAACCACCGAUUUAAGAUUGUCCGCAAUGUCUGCCCCAGUCGACUAACUCCCUACCUCCGACAAGCCAAGGUGCUGGAUCAGCUGGAUGAGGAAGAAAUUCUGCACAGUCCCAAGUUCACUAACAAUGCCAUGAGAGUAGGAUACUUGCUAGAUGUGCUGAAGACUCGAGGAAAAACUGGGGCCAUUGCCUUUCUGGAGAGCUUGAAGUUUCAUAAUCCUGACAUUUACACCCUGAUCACUGGACAAGAGCCCUCUGUUGACUCUGACAGUUUCCGUGGCCUCAUUGAUACUUCCAAGCUGACUGAAUGCCUGGCUGGAGCCAUCAACAGCCUCCAGCAGGAGCUGUCACAGGAGAAGAUGAAAAGCCAGGAACUGCAGCAGCAUUGCCAUAAGCUAAAGGAACAACUGUGUAAACUGGGGACCCAGAAUAAGAGCCUAAGGGACAUGGAAGCCGAGCACAACCGCAUGAAGAGGGAAGUCAGCACCCAGUUCCACCAGGUGCUGAAGCUGAAGGAUGAGAUGUACAACUUGUCCAUGAGGUACACCAAUGCUCUGCAGGACAAGGACCUGGCCAUCUCCCGCUGCCAGAGUCUGCAGGAAGAGUUGUAUCUAAUGAAGCAGGAGCUACAGCGGGUCCAGAUGACUUCCUGCUGUGAGCGUGAGUCUAGAGACAGAUUUAACCUGGAACUCCAAGAAGGAGAGGUCAAUAGGCUCAAGGAGGAGAAUGAGAAACUUAGGUCUCUGACUUUCAGCCAGGUAGAGAAGGACAUCUUGGAACAGAAUCUGGAUGAGGCACUGGAUAGCAAGCAGGAACUGGUGGAUCGCAUCCACUCCCUGAGGGAAAGAGCAGUCACUGCUGAGAAGCAGCGCAAACAGUACUUGGAAGAAAAAGAGCAGACCCUCUUUCAGUUCCAAAAAAUCAAGGUGGAUUUUGAACUCUACAAGGAGAAGAUGAAUGCCCUGCAAAGUCAGGUGGUAGAACUCCGGAAGGAGCGAGACCAGGCAUACAGUGCAAGGGAUCUGGCCCAGAUGGACAUUUCGCACAGCUUGACAGAAAAAGACUCCCUCCGAAGAAAAGUGUUUGAGCUAACCGAAGAGGUCUGUGAACUGCGAAAACAACUCCAAAAGGUACAGGCAGAACCAAUGAGUGAGACCAAAGAGAAUGCUGGAGAACCUUCAAAGUGGGGGAAACAGAGGCUCAUAAGGAUGCACGCCAUCAAUCCUCAGGAGGACAGUGACUUCAGCUGUGUAAGCUCCACAGAGCACUGGCCAGAUCUGAGCGCUGCCUCAAACCAGGGGCUGAUGGGAAGCUUCUGUUCCAGCAGCCCCGUCCCUCCUUGCAAGCAAUCUCUCCAUAAGCGAGUCACUGAGGACUUCCAGGAAGACCCCAUUUCUCUAAGCAGCUCCCAGGAGUUUCUCCAUAAAGAUUUUGGCAUCUCUUCAGGAGAGAAGAUAGAUGACAUAGAACUGGACUAUGAGGUGGUAGACAUGGGAGUAGGUCUUCCUGGAAUGGAGAGUGUCCCAAAGGUAUUUCCCCCAAGUCCCUGCCCCCCAGAAAGCAAUGUUCUAGUGCGUCGACGUCCUGCCCGGAAGAUCCUGAGUCAGGUAACAGCCCUGGCCUUCCAGGGUGACUCCUUGUUGGAUCAAAUCAGCAUCAUUGGUGGAAAUCACACAGGCAUCUUCAUUCACCGUGUCACCACCGGCUCUACAGCAGAUGAGAUGGCUUUGCGUUCUGGCACCCAGAUCAUGAUGGUGGAUUAUGACUCGAAGGAGAUCACAUUCAAGGCUAUUCUGGAGGACACAACCCUGGAGCAGGCAAUAGGGCUUCUCAAGAGGGUGAAUGGCUUCUGCUGCCUAUCUGUGAAGGUCAACAUGGAGGGUUACAAGAAACUGGUCCAGGACAUAGAAAACAAAGUGACCACUUCUGGGGAUUCAUUCUAUAUCCGGGUCAACUUGGCCAUGGAGGGAAAAGCAGGUGGAGAGCUACAGGUGCAGUGUAAUGACAUCCUGCAUGUCACUGACACCAUGUACCAAGGCCAAAGUUGUUGGCAUGCCCAUCGAGUCCAUUUGUAUAGCAUGAAGGACACAGAUCAUGGCACCAUCCCCAACUACUCACAGGCUCAGCAGCAACUCAUCACCCUCAUCCAGGACAUGACUCAGCAGAGCACAGUCACCCGUAAGUCAUCUGGAGGACAACAGAAAUUAGUGCGCAUAGUCAGCAUGGACAAGACCAAGGCCAACCCACUGUGUUCCUCCUUUGAUGGGAGCCAGGCUGAGCCCAGCAAGUUGGAAGAUUCAUCUCUGGUAUGUUUUUGGGCAGAGAGCUGUUUUACACUAGUGCCUUACACACUGGUAAAACCCUACAGACCAAUCAAGCCUCGACCUGUGCUCUUUGUGCCUACGGUGGUUGGGAGAAUCCUGAGCGAGAAGCUGAACCUUCUCAAGGACUUUGAGAAAUGUCCAAUAGGGAUUGCAGUAAAGAAGGAGAUUGUGGAGCAUGAUGGCAGGAGAUGCAUGAUGAGGAGAGAGGGGGAAGAAAGAUCUCAUGGAAAAUGGCCUUAAUUUUCUCUGUGAAGUAUGAGGUAAGGCCCUUGACUGAGUGAGCAGGGGAGUACUACGGGAUACUCAAGAAGAGAAGAGGUUUGGAAUUGCCAUGGGGUGAGUAGGACAGAGAAUCAAUUAAGGAGGAAUAAAUGAUUUGCCUUACCACAAUGAGGGCCACUUGAGAUUAGAUAACAAAUUUGUUGUGGACCCAACCACCACAGCUGCACUAUUUUUCUCAAUUCCCUUCAUUAAUAUGCAAAUAUGGGUGAAGAAGGCAGGUGAUAAGAAUACUUCACGGUUAGGAUUUGGUAAGAUGUGAGCAGCAAUAGGACAAGAGAACAAUGGAUUCAAAAGGCUUGAAUUGCAUAGAGUUGAACUGGAUCAUUAAAGGAUUGAAUUUGUGAAGGAAGGAAGUAUAGCCAGAGCAAGGGUGAUGGCCUGGGAAAGUACUGAGGGACAUAGAGAUUGGAGGGCAUAAUGAGGACAAAGAAUAGUUUUUGGGAGAAGUAAGGAAUAGGAAGAGAAGGAAUGAUAGGAGACUGUGAUUAGGUAAAAAGAAUUUCAGAAUUCUUGUUCAUGGAAGUGGAACACUUGUAAGUGAUGACAAAAUCACCAUCUUUUUGUGUAAGUGAGGUGGGAGUGGAGAAGUAAGUCAUGUGAAAUGAGCAGACUGAGGACCUGGGGGUGGGGGAAGGGUUAGGGUGUUUGAAAGAACAUUGGCAUGUUUGCUAAAGUCCCCUAGUAUAAGGGUAGGACAUGACAGGAGAGGAGGAGUGAGAUUACAAGCCAAGAACUGGACUCAUUAAGAAAGGUGGGAGAACGUCAGAUAGACACUGGAAUUUGAAUUGGAUGAUAAAGAAGGAGAGGUUGCUGAGUGCUGGUGGUAGAUAGAGAGUCCAGAAAUAGAAAUCAGCACAAGAGAUUUGUUUAGCCCUUCCCAUGACCAGUAAUUGGUGGGGGGAAAGUAUAAAAGAAGCCAGGGUGAUGUACCAUGAAGAUUUUGUGUACCCUAAGACCACUUUGGUAGCAAUGAAAGCUUGACAGGAGCCUGGAAUGUCAGCUACUCCAUUGGCUCAGGUAGUACUACUGAUUGGGUUAUCACCCCAGCCACUGGGAUGCAAGUGGUCCUAUGAAUUUAAGAAAUAGAGGGGAAAGCAUAUAAUUGUGUGCCGACCAUCCUCAAAAUCACCUUGUAGUGAUUAGUUUGACACAGAGGACAGCAAAGUGAGUAGCCCUCCAUGUUUUGGUAUCCCAAGAAGGCAAAAUACAUUUAAAUGAAUCAGAAAUAUCAAUAAUGCUUCAAUGCAGAUUUUAUUGACCACUAAAGUGGACAAACCACAAGGGCACAUGAAACAUGAAGGUAUGAAUGUUUUUGUUAUGUGUCAAUAUUACAUGAAAAGCAAAUGGGACAUCAUGUUCUCUCUUUGUUAACAAAUAUCCUUAGCUUCAGUUUGGAAUGAUGCAAAUAAAGUGACUAAAAUAUCUGUACCCUUUGAGUCAAAAUGUCCAAUACUAGUCAUACCCCAAGGAGGCCACUGAUAAGAAGAAAGUUCCCAUAGAAAUAUAGCAAAAUAUCAGCACUUUUUGUGAUAGUAAAGAAUUGGAA
This is a messenger RNA of Phascolarctos cinereus (koala), 4353 nucleotides long. The record is from RefSeq and is a predicted model, not a curated record. Lineage: Eukaryota; Metazoa; Chordata; Mammalia; Diprotodontia; Phascolarctidae.